Molecule: messenger RNA, 1095 nt
Organism: Aspergillus sclerotioniger CBS 115572
Lineage: Eukaryota; Fungi; Ascomycota; Eurotiomycetes; Eurotiales; Aspergillaceae
Product: actin-like ATPase domain-containing protein
Exons: 3
Coding region: 1-1095 (364 amino acids)
Source: RefSeq, a predicted model, not a curated record
AUGACAGGUAUGUCAUCCAUUCGAUACCAUGAACACAGUAUAACAGCUAUAGACCAAACUCCUAUUGUCAUCGAUAAUGGCCAUCUACUCCGUGACAAAGGCCAAAAAGAGUGGUACCUCGGCGACGAAGUCAUUUCCGAGCUCCAAUACCUGAAAGAAGACGGUGUACGAUGGGAACUGCGUUACAAACAAGUCCAAAAGAUCUGGCACGAUAUCAUCACCAACAAGCUCCACAUCCUCAUCGACUCCGAGCGUCCAAUCCUCCUCACCGAGUCCUUCUUAUAUUACUACCCCAAGAAAGAAGACACCGCAGAAUGGAUCUUCGAAAGCCUCAACCCCCCAUCUCUCUGCCUCUACCCAUCCCCCAUCCUGUCCUUGCACGCUACUUGCCGCACCACCGGCCUAGUCAUCCAAGCCGGCCACCGCAAAACCGACGUCGUAGCCAUCCAGGAUGGCCUUCCAAUCAAAUGGCGUCAAACCCACACCGCGGGCGAUGAAUUGACCCAUUUUCUAAUCUACAAGCUACGUGAACGUGGCUACGAGCUCUACACCGGCGUUGGAUACGAACACACCCGUCGCAUCAAGGAGACCUUCUGCUACGUUCCCGACUGGGAUGAAGUAUACACCAAAUUCCACGAAUCUCCCCAGGCCUUUCAACGCACUUACACCCUCCCCGACGGACAAACCAUCACUGUUGACGAAGAGCUCUUCCACACCGGUAUGGCCUUUCUUGAUCCCUGCACCUUCGGCACCAAAUAUCCUUCAGUCGAUUCAAUCGUGUACAAUACCAUCAUGAACGACGAUAAGGAUCUUCAGGCUGUCCUCACCAGAAACAUCGUACUGGCCGGCGGCUCCGCCAACCUCCCCGGUAUCGCCGAGAUAUUAAAAGGAGAAUUGGAUAAUUACUACGGAUUUCGCUCAGAGCCAAUUCUAGCCGAGAUCCAUACACCGUCGAACCCGCACCUGUUAGCAUGGACUGGGGGAUCGAUGAUGGCAGAGCAUUCGUCGUUAAAGGAACGGUGGAUUUCGAGGCAGGAAUUUGAGGAAUUCGGACACUCGAUUGUCAAGCGGAAGGGUGUAUAUCAGCAUCCCUAA